AUGGCGAGCAAAUCCGGUCUAAGAGAACCGCCGAGUGAGCAAGCAGUUCUAAACAUGUACGAGUCAAUGAGAGCAGAGAUAAGCCAAAUCUACUCCAACAUAACCGACCUCGAGAUGCAAGUGAGCGAACACUCUCUCGUGAUCAACGCAAUUCAGCCUCUCGACCAGUCUAGGAAAUGCUUCCGCAUGAUAGGAGGCGUGCUCGUCGAGAGAACCAUCAGAGAGGUGCUCCCAGCUGUCAACCGCAACAAGGAAGGGCUAGAAGAGGUUGUGAGGAAGCUUUACGAGACGCUGGAGAAGAAGAAGAAAGAUAUGUCGGAGUUUGAAGCUAAGUAUCAGAUCAGGCUAAGGAAGCAAGAAGAUUCCAAGGAAGAAGGUAACAAAAAAGAAGGUAAUGCUCAAGGUGUUCUCGUUGGUGCUGCUAGUUCCAGCCAGUAA
Molecule: messenger RNA, 438 nt
Organism: Microthlaspi erraticum
Lineage: Eukaryota; Viridiplantae; Streptophyta; Magnoliopsida; Brassicales; Brassicaceae
Source: the annotation of a GenBank genome assembly